Phycodurus eques (leafy seadragon) is the source of this 2488-nucleotide messenger RNA. Its product is annotated as neurexophilin-2. Gene Ontology annotation, molecular function: signaling receptor binding. The record is from RefSeq and is a predicted model, not a curated record. The transcript has 2 exons. NCBI's taxonomy places the organism in Eukaryota, Metazoa, Chordata, Actinopteri, Syngnathiformes, Syngnathidae. Bases 295 to 1170 code for a protein of 291 amino acids.
AAACCUUGGCGCACGGCGUCCGGCGAUGAGCGCAGGCAGACGGCGCGGAUGUUGCGCAUGAGGCGGAGAGGAGCGGCGACUCACCCAAGUUGUCGUCCAGUAUCGCGCGCCGAGGAGCGCCAACAACUUUGAGCGAACUCGUCACCCCGGCUGGCCGUCGCGAUCGGAAUUGAGUCCGCCGCCGUGCGCCUUUUUUCCCCAGCCCUCCUCCUCUUCUUCUUCUUCUUCUUCUUUCGCGCUUCUUGUAUGCGCAACCAAGGUGGCGUUGAGUUGCGUUUGUGAACGGAAAGUGACAUGCAGGUGCUCGGAUGGACUGCGCUCGUCCUCUGCCAGUGGAUCCUGCGUAAGGUCCAAGGGUUGGAGAAGCGAGUGGACUUCUCAGACCUGGGCCCGAUGGCCUCGGCAAUGAAGACUCUCCCUUACGGCAUGGGUGGAGGCACAGGUGGCGGACAACCGGGAGGAGCGGUUAAGCCGCCGUACCAAACCCGAAUCUUCUCCACCUCUUUCGAUCAGACGCCUAUAAAAGCCAAGCCGCCCACUUACAGUUUCUUUAACCCGUACGAAGCAGCCCGGAACCAGUCGCUGCUGCUAGACCAAACAGGCUACCGCUCUAAGCGUAAGCCCUCACUGAAGACGGCCAUGAAGACCAAGAAGAUCUUCGGCUGGGGGGAUUUCUACUUCAACGUCAAGACGCUCAAGUUUAGCUUGCUUGUGACAGGGAAGAUCGUGGACCACAUCAACGGCACGUUUACCGUUUACUUUCGCCACAAUUCCUCCAGUCUCGGAAACGUGUCGGUCAGCAUUGUGCCGCCAACUAAAGUGGUGGAGUUUGAGGUCUUCCAGCAGCAGCAGUUCCUCCACCCCAACACCCAACAGGAGGUACAGCUCCACGAGUCCCAGCAAACCACCAUCAACCCCAAAGAGGUUAAGACAUUCAACUGCCGUGUGGAGUACGAGAAAACCAACAGAUCUAAGAAGCCCAAGCCCUGCCUGUACGACCCGUCUCAGACGUGCUUCACGGAGCACACGCAGUCCCACGCCGCCUGGCUCUGCGCCAAGCCCUUCAAAGUCAUCUGCAUCUUCAUUUCCUUCUUUAGCAUCGACUACAAGCUGGUUCAGAAGGUGUGCCCGGACUACAAUUUCCAAAGUGAGCACCCUUACUUUGGAUAAGUCAAACGCAGACAGCAGUGAGGAUGACAACGAUGGGAAUGAUAGUCAUAUCGAUUACAAGGAUGGACCAGGGGACAGUUUCUUGCCUCUACACUGCUGUGAAUUGUGGAUUUAAAUCAAGUACAGUGGUACCUUGACUUACGAGUGCCCCAACGUACGGGUUUUUCAAGUUACAAGCCGUUGAGUAGUUUAUUUUUCUGUGUCAAUGUACUUCCAAGCAUUCAUCGAACAGGACAAACAAUCAAACACACAAAUACAAAAUGAAAACACUUGCAAGGAGCAUGGAGAACCACAUGGUAAAUUUCCAACCGGAGGUGGAGUCAGAGCUCCUGACAUCACGAACCAAUGGCCCGACAGUGAGUGUGUGUCUGAGACAUUCGGUUUAAUUAUACUUUGUGAAACCAUUAUUUCUUAUAUUCUUAUUUACUAUGUUUUAUGUUUAUUAUUUCCAAUACAGUGCUAGUUCUCUAUGUUAAAAACAGAAGAAAAAUGUUGUUUUUUGUGGGGGGGUGCCAGAAUGGAUUAAGGGCAUUUCAAUUCAUUUAAAUGGGGAAAAUCUAUUUUACAAACGAGUAAAUGGAGCCCACGACACUACUGAGGAUAAGCGGUACAGAAAAUGGAUGGAUAGAUGGAGUAAAUUGCGUUACAAGGUUGGUUAAGGAAAUAAAAAAAACUCAUAAGUCAAGGUACCGCUGUAUUAUCAAUGUUAUAGAUGCCAAGGUUGAGUCAUUUUCCCCCUUACCCCUGAAACUUUGGUAACUUCUGUUUUUGCAAUUGUAUCUGUAAAUAUUGAUCUCAACCCUCAGCACACUAAUUGUUUUUAGAUAAUUGUUUCUCCGUGUUAUUACUUUUUGAAAAUCAAUACGCCCUCCCGAGUACAAAACGAACCUCUAAGGCAGCCAUCACCAUAUGUCCAGUAUCUCACACAAGUGAGUACAUCCCUCACAUGUUUGUAAAUAUUGAAUUAUAGCUUGUCAUGGGACAACACUGAAGAAAUUACACUUUGCUACAGCAUGGUGUACAACUUGUAGGGUACAUUUACUGUCCCCUCAAAAUAACUCAUCGGACUGCCGUUACUGUUACAAGGUCCCAAGUGUGAAUGGGCAACAGGUGUGUUAAAUGUGGUGUUAGCGCUCCCACACUCUCUCAUGCUGGUUAGUUCAAUAUGGCACCUCAUGUUUACAAAAAUGUGAGGGGUCUAUGCACUUUUGUGAGGUACUGUAUGGCAGCAGUUGUGUUUUUUGAUAGACUGACUGUUACUCAUCCCCUGUGCUCUACAUUUCUAUCUUCCGGUUAUAAGAGAGUUAUAUGUAUGAGA